GCAUAAUUAGAUCAUGUUUGCAAUCACUUUCCUCUAAUCAACAAACCACUUUUAAUCACUUUUUUUAACAAUUCAAUGUUGGCACACAUAAAUAACAUUUUCUCUUUUUAAAUCACACAUUCUUUGUUUUCCUCUUUUGUUUCUACUCUCAACCAAUAAUACACUAAAUCUUAUCAUGUUUAAAUUUUUUUCCUAACUUGAAUAAAUAUUCAUUCAUGUUCAUUCUAUUUCUUUGUCAAAAACAACUUCAUAUUUCCAACCUUAAAACCAUGUUUUUUUUUUCAAUUUGCAUUUGAUUUUUCUUCUUCUUCAUGUAUUUGAAUCUUGAAAAUCAACAUUGAGUUGUGAUUCCUUGUUUGUAGUUAUGUGCUCCGAAACAAGUACUCCACCGCGUCUUUCUUUCUCUCAUAAUCUCUCUGAAUUUCAUCUUCAAAAAGAUGUUACUUGCAUAGAAACAUUGUUGUUAGACUCAAAUUCUGAAUUUGAGUUCAACACAUGUAACAUUCUUGAGUUUGAAUCAUCUUCUGCUGAUGAACUUUUCUCUAAUGGUGUGAUUCUUCCGAAAAAACACACUCCUUUUGCGAAAUUUAAUCAUACAAAACUUCCUCCGCGUCCAACAGUUUCAAAUGUUGACAAAACGAAGAAAGAAACUGUUAGAGAGCUGCUAGACGCAAGUUCUAAUAAUACGAAAAAAUCUCAUUCCAAAUCUUUUUGGGGAUUUAGUAGAAGCAAAAGUCUCAAUUGUGAUACCAAGAAGAAUUUGAAUUUUUCUUUACCUCUUUUGUAUAGAAGUAACUCAACCGGUUCAGCCAAAAAGACGAGUUCAAACAAGCAAACAUCAUCGACACGAGCUAAAUCAUCAUCGUCGUCAUCGUUGCAUUCGUGUUCUUCUAUGUUAAAUUUGUAUCCAAUGCAAAAAUCAAAUUCAGGUAAGAGUUAUGGAGGAUCUUAUGGAAAUGGACAUUGGAUUAGUCCUGUUUUGAAUGUUCCAACUCCUUGUGUUUCAAAGGGAAGUGCAAGUUUCUUUAAGUUUGGUUCAUUUUUAAGUGUUGGAAAGGUUAAGAAGAGUAAGAAGUGAUUUUAUUCAUAUGUUAUUUAUUAUCAUCAAAUCAUAUCAUAACAUAUAAUUAAUGUCAUGGUUCCAUUUUCAUCUCUGUUGUUAUAUAUAUUUUUGUUCUGAUCAAUGAAGUUAUGCAUGUGAAUUUCACAUGAUAGUUGUUACUUUAUUUUUCAAAUAAAAAAAUGAUAUGAAUUUUAGUGGUAAUUGAAUUGUCACCUUGAGUUUACACUUCUUUAGUUGUUGAACUUUGACAAUGUGAAUUAAGUAAUGAUAAAGUUCCACUAAUGCAUUGUAAUUAUUUGUGAUAGUUUCCUAAAGAUUUUGAGUAUGAGAAAAGGAAUUUUAUGUA
Molecule: messenger RNA, 1409 nt
Organism: Lathyrus oleraceus (garden pea)
Lineage: Eukaryota; Viridiplantae; Streptophyta; Magnoliopsida; Fabales; Fabaceae
Exons: 1
Coding region: 365-1078 (237 amino acids)
Source: RefSeq, a predicted model, not a curated record